AUGGUAGACUGGCAAACAUGGACUUGUUCUCAAGGGAGAAAGAAUCGUGAGAUAUUCAGCCGGAAAUCUUGCGACAAUUACACACAGGACACAUGGGCAUGGAGAAAACCAAGCGUCGAGCUAGAAACAUUGUAUACUGGCCAAAUACGAAUAGAGACAUUGACUCUACAGUGCAAUCAAAAUCCUAAGAAACCUCUUGUCUCGACAAACAUUCCUGAAGGACCAUGGCAAGUCGUAGGAACAGAUUUGUUCAGCCUACACAACAGUGACUACUGGAUUGUUACCGAGUACUACUCCAGAUAUUUUGAAGUUGCAAAACUACCUAACACCAGAAGUGGAACUGUGAUUGACAGACUUAAGUCCAUGUUAGCGAGACAUGGCAUUCCGUAUGAAGUAAAGAGUGACAAUGGGCCUCAGUAUAUUUCACAGGAAUUCAGACAAUUUGCUAAGGAUUGGAACUUCAAGCAUACUACCUCUAGUCCUUACCAUCAACAAGCUAACGGACUUGCAGAGAGGACAGUUCAAACGGUAAAACAACUACUUGAGAAAUCGAGAGUUGAUGGAAGUGACCCUUAUUUGGCCAUACUGGAAUACAGGAACACAGCAACGGAUAUUGAAUCACCAGCUAAGUUAUUGAUGAGCAGAGGGUUGAGAUCCAUAUUACCUGUUACCAAAAGGCAACUUAGACCAAAAACGGUGAAACCCAGAGACGUCGUCAAGGAUCGAAAGGAAGCGGAAAGGAGACAACAAUAUUAUUUCAAUCGCUCAGCUCCAGAUCAACCAAAGAUUUCUAUGGGACAAGCUGUUCGAUUCUGA
Saccostrea cuccullata (small rock oyster) is the source of this 816-nucleotide messenger RNA. RefSeq lists its product as uncharacterized. Lineage: Eukaryota; Metazoa; Mollusca; Bivalvia; Ostreida; Ostreidae. The record is from RefSeq and is a predicted model, not a curated record. Bases 1 to 816 code for a protein of 271 amino acids. The transcript is spliced from 2 exons. Gene Ontology annotation, biological process: DNA integration. Gene Ontology annotation, molecular function: nucleic acid binding.